Molecule: messenger RNA, 1434 nt
Organism: Stegastes partitus (bicolor damselfish)
Lineage: Eukaryota; Metazoa; Chordata; Actinopteri; Pomacentridae
Product: 5-hydroxytryptamine receptor 3A-like
Exons: 9
Coding region: 1-1434 (477 amino acids)
Biological process (GO): monoatomic ion transmembrane transport
Cellular component (GO): membrane
Molecular function (GO): extracellular ligand-gated monoatomic ion channel activity; transmembrane signaling receptor activity
Source: RefSeq, a predicted model, not a curated record
AUGGCUUCUCUAACGGCUCUAGUUUUUCUCCCUUUAUUUGAGUUCUUCUUCUUCCCAGCAAGUGCAAGUGUUUCCACUGAUCCGACUACAGACUGCUCCUACUACAGUCUACUGGAUCAUCUCAACCUGACUGGAUCAAGUAACAUUCAAAGUCUCAUGCGACCUGUGAAAAACUGGACCACAUUCACCCACGUUCAACUGGACAUAUUGUUGUUUGGUAUUUUGGAUGUGGAUGAGAAGUCUCAAACUGUCACAAAUCACCUCUGGGUUAGUAUGUACUGGACAAAUGAAUUCCUAACUUGGAAUGCUUCAGACUUCUGUGGGAUAAACUACGUGUCCAUUCCGAGGUCGAUGCUCUGGAUCCCAGAUAUAGUCAUCCAACAAGAUGCUUCUGACACUGGGAGUAUUCACAACGGUCCACUUCUCACACUGAAUUCCAGCGGCUGGGUGUUUUCGAGGGCCCUCCAACGACUUACCUACACCUGCCAGCUCAAUCUCCUAAAUUUCCCUUUUGAUACGCAACACUGUAACAUUACAUUUUCAUCCAUGAGCUUUGACGCAAGAACUAUGAGACUUGGAACAUUAACCGAUGACACGGUACUUACUGCAAUCUCUAACCAGAUGAUGAUCACAAAGGGAGAAUGGACGCUUAGAAACAUGGAAGUUGUCCGAGACCAAAGUAACACGGGGAAUGAAUACCCAAGCUACCUCAUAUACAUGAUCACACUGGAGAGGAAACCACUGCUUUAUCUAGUCAACUUUAUCAUCCCCCUGGCCUAUUUACUGGGGCUGGAUUUGGCUUCUUUCUUCAUCAGCGCAUCCAGUGGCGAAAAGCUGAGCUUCAAAGUGACGAUACUACUGUCCAUCUCCGUCUUACUGCUGAUUCUUCAGGACAUGCUGCCGUCCACCGAAGACUGCCUGCCAUGGAUCGCUUCCUACUGUGUUGCGAUCUUCGCCCUGGUGGGGAUCAGCGUCCUGGAGGCCAUGCUGGUGAGCUUCUUGAGCCACUUUGGUGAUCAUUGUGGUAAAGACGCUCAAAGCUCUGUAGAUGCUCAAGAGGAUAUUCAGCUGGAAGUAGGCUUUCGCAAAGGUAGUGCACAGGGGGAUUCCCUGAAAGCAGCAUCUGCUGUAAAAACAAUCUUCCCUGUUUGCCAUUCAGAGCCUGCUGGAGAUGAAGAGAAAAGCCCGGUGACACCUGAGAAGAGUUCCAGUCCUUUGGAUUGGCCUGGCGUCCGUGACCUGCUGAAACGAAUCCUGGACGAACUGAAGACAGCUCGAUUAGAAGCCGGUGGAAAGAAGAAUGAGAAGAGACAGUCUGGAUUCUGCAAAGUUCUGGCUAGCAUCAUAGACUUAAUUUUCUUUAUCGCAUAUUUUGUGACUGUUGUGGUGUUUCUGGUAGUUGUUUAUGUCAACUGGAUUCAAGGGGGGUUUUGA